Molecule: messenger RNA, 638 nt
Organism: Dioscorea cayenensis subsp. rotundata (Guinea yam)
Lineage: Eukaryota; Viridiplantae; Streptophyta; Magnoliopsida; Dioscoreales; Dioscoreaceae
Product: putative invertase inhibitor
Exons: 1
Coding region: 1-546 (181 amino acids)
Molecular function (GO): enzyme inhibitor activity
Source: RefSeq, a predicted model, not a curated record
AUGAAUCAUCAUCUCUCACCCUCCAUCUCUCUCCUCAUCCUCAUCAUCAUCACAACCUCCAUCUCCUCCUUCAAUAUUUCCCAUGCAUCCAUUGAAAGCACAUGCAUGACCGCCACCAAAACCAGCCCAAACGUCAACUAUGACUUCUGCCUGACUGCCUUAGAAUCAAAUCCUAAAAGUCAUUCAGCAGACACAAAAGGUCUUGCCAUAAUCUCCACAGAACUCACCUCCACCAACGCUACAUCAACAAAGGCCAAGAUUGAAGUUAUGCUUCAUCAUGCAAAAGAUCAAGCCAUAAAGUCCAUCUUGAAAACUUGUGCAGAUGUUUACUCAGAGAUGAUGGAUAACUUGAAAUUUUCAAUGGAUGCUCUUGAGGGUGGUAGGUAUGCUGAUGCUGUGACUUAUUUGAGUGCUGCUUUGACUGAACCUGGGACUUGUGAGGAUUCAUUCUCAGAGAAGGGUGUUAACUCAUUGGUGGCUCAAGAAGACAAGGAUGCUUUAGACCUUUCUGCAAUGGCACUUGCCAUUACUUCUUCUCUCGGUUGAUUAUUAUGAAACUUUUUGGUUUGUUGAUGUUCAUGUUCAUGUUCAUGUUCAUCAAUCAGCAAUAAAAUCAGAGAGAAGUAGCAUUUUCCUUU